CCCGCGUGCACGUUCGUACUUGCCCGUGCACCUCUGUGACAGAGCCAAGCCGGCUCUGCAGUGGGGUUGCAGGUGUCAGGGCGGCUCUGCUACAAAAGAGACACAAGCUGCAGGGAGAAAAAAAGAAAGAAAGAGCUUCACCUCCAAGCUUUCGAGAUAUCUUACAUCAUACAUACAUAUUUGUAUCGACAAUGAGGGAAAUCGUUCACAUCCAGGCUGGCCAGUGUGGUAACCAGAUUGGUGCCAAGUUCUGGGAAGUGAUCAGUGACGAGCAUGGCGUCGACCCAACUGGGACGUACCAUGGUGACAGCGAUCUGCAGCUGGACAGGAUCAACGUUUAUUACAACGAAGCAACAGGAGGUAAAUAUGUGCCACGUGCUGUUCUUGUGGACUUGGAACCAGGCACCAUGGACUCUGUGAGAUCCGGACCCUUUGGACAAAUUUUCAGACCUGACAAUUUUGUGUUUGGUCAGAGCGGUGCUGGUAACAACUGGGCAAAAGGUCACUACACUGAGGGAGCUGAGGUGGUCGACUCGGUCCUGGAUGUGGUUCGCAAAGAGUCGGAGAACUGUGACUGUCUGCAAGGGUACCAGCUUACGCAUGCCCUGGGUGGUGGAACAGGAUCUGGCAUGGGAACCCUGCUCAUCAGCAAAAUUCGUGAAGAAUACCCCGAUAGGAUCAUGAAUACGUUUAGUGUGGUGCCCUCCCCCAAGGUGUCAGACACUGUGGUUGAGCCCUACAACGCUACUCUCUCCAUUCACCAGCUUGUUGAGAACACAGAUGAAACCUACUGCAUUGACAAUGAGGCUCUGUACGACAUCUGCUUCCGCACUCUCAAAUUGACCACACCCACCUAUGGAGACCUAAACCACCUUGUGUCCUCUACCAUGAGUGGAGUCACGACCUGCCUACGCUUCCCUGGCCAGCUCAACGCUGACCUCCGUAAACUGGCUGUCAACAUGGUGCCUUUCCCUCGUUUGCACUUCUUCAUGCCUGGCUUCGCUCCCUUGACCAGCAGAGGAAGCCAGCAGUACCGAGCACUCACGGUCCCUGAGCUCACCCAACAAGCAUUUGAUGCCAAGAAUAUGAUGGCUGCGUGUGACCCGCGUCAAGGCCGCUACCUUACAGUAGCCACUGUGUUCCGCGGCCGAAUGUCCAUGAAAGAAGUGGACGAGCAGAUGCUCAAUGUCCAGAACAAGAACAGCAGCUACUUUGUCGAAUGGAUCCCUAACAACGUCAAGACCGCUGUUUGUGAUAUUCCGCCCCGCGGCCUCAAGAUGGCCGUCACCUUCAUUGGCAACACCACAGCCAUCCAAGAGAUGUUCAAGCGCAUCUCUGAGCAGUUCACAGCCAUGCUGCGUCGUAAGGCCUUCCUCCACUGGUACACAGGUGAAGGUAUGGAUGAGAUGGAGUUCACUGAAGCUGAGAGCAACAUGAAUGAUUUGGUCUCUGAGUACCAGCAGUACCAGGAUGCCACCGCUGAGGAUGAAGGAGAGGGUGAGGAGGAGCCUGAAGAGGACUAAAGCCUAAAGAUCACAAUGUCAAUGCAUUCAUGUCAAAUGAAGAAAGCAGUACAGCCUUGUUUUUAAUUAA
This is a messenger RNA of Syngnathoides biaculeatus (alligator pipefish), 1593 nucleotides long. Its product is annotated as tubulin beta-4B chain-like. The coding region runs from base 192 to 1523 and encodes 443 amino acids. Lineage: Eukaryota; Metazoa; Chordata; Actinopteri; Syngnathiformes; Syngnathidae. Gene Ontology annotation, biological process: mitotic cell cycle; microtubule cytoskeleton organization. Gene Ontology annotation, molecular function: GTPase activity; structural constituent of cytoskeleton; GTP binding. The transcript has 5 exons. The record is from RefSeq and is a predicted model, not a curated record. Gene Ontology annotation, cellular component: cytoplasm; microtubule.